GGUUGAGCAAUCAGACCGGGGCUUUAACCAGUGGCCUGAACGGAACUUCCUUCCUCGCCUGACAGCAAAAAAACAAAACAGCAGUCUUUUAUAAAUGGGGACUAUGUGGAGCUGUCAGUCGCUGGUUCAGAUUCAGAACGUCCAACACGGUUUCCACCAUCGGCAGCUUCACUAACAUCGACAUCAUGGUCGCUACACGGCUCUUCUGUGCGCUUCUCUUCUGUGCGCUUCUCCUCUGUGCGCUGCAGGAAACGGUGCCGUCGCAGCGCGGACAUUGCACCGGGAACCAGUGCUUUGCGUUCUUCCCGAGCCCCCUGGACUUUCCAGGCGCGAAGAAAAGCUGCGGAGACUUUAAGGGACAGUUAUUAAGUUCCAACUCGAAGCACUUCUUGAAGAUCCUGAAGGCUGCGCCCACAGGGAGGUACUGGUUUGACUCAAAAAAAAACUUCAGGUCGGCGGGGGAAGCCCUCCAGAUGUGCCCCUCCAUCUCCGUGUCGAACUCCUCGGUGCUGUGGGAGCCGUGCGGAGGCAGCCUGAGCGGGUUCCUUUGCCAGUAUCCGAUCCAGGAGCCCUGCAGUGAAGUGCCAGCGGGCACAGACAUACAGGUGAAGUACACCUUCGAGUUGUACGAUUCGAAAAUGUUCCAGAUGGGAACCAUCGCUGAAGCACGAAAGGUUGGCGCCAAAUAUCUAGACUCCAAAUAUGUGUGUUCCUCAAACAUUUGGAUGCAAGCUCCCUGGACCUGUGAGGUGUUUCAGGGCGGCUGUGAACACAACUGCAGUCCUACAACACACAGAUGCACCUGUCCUGUUGGGAAAACACUCCACCACAACAACAUUUCCUGCGAGGAAGGCAUGUGCGAGAAAAACCGGUGCGCGCGAGAAGGCGAGCAGUGCCAAAUCACCCCGGGAGGAUCCAAAUGCGUGUGCAAAGAGGGAUUCGAGAAAGAAGCUGGAGUAUGUGUGAACGUGACAAUCUGUGAACAUUGUGAGCACAUGGAUUGUAAGAAAUUCAACGGGGUUUAUGAGUGUGUGUGCAAGGAGGGGUUUUUGGUGUCACCCCAGGACCCAACCAGGUGUGAGGUGAUCUGCAUGGAGAGAGACUGCAAAGCCAUAUGCAUUAAGGGAGACAAGGACGAGUCUCAAUGUUUCUGCCCCAACGGCUACAUUUCAGACAUGAAGGACAACAAUUCCUUCUGCACGGACAUCAAUGAGUGUGAGGGUUGGCAGUGCGAUCAAGCGUGUGAGAAUUUAUUUGGUGGUUUCACGUGUCUUUGCUUUGAGGGGCAUUACAUGGAUCAAGAGAAGAACAAGUGUGUUCCCAUUGAGGAUGAGGGAUCAGGCUCUCAUCUUCCGUACCCGACCCCCGUCGGUUCUCACCCGGCCUCAGUGCCCACUUACAUCAAGACGGGCAGCGUCCUGGGCAUCACUUUAUUCAUGGCGCUGUGUGCAUUGCUGCUGUUUUUCCUCAUCCGAAACGCAGUCAAACGGUGCGGCAAAUUUGAGCUUUCCACCUUCAAACACCCAGAUAUUGAUAUUUUCUACCUGCAGCAGGUGACCACAGAGACGUAUAAGAGGCUAUCCUUCGACAAACUGUUUAAAAAUGACUGCUAAAUACUUUAUUUAACGAGUUUAAAGAACUAUGCUGCUCUUACACUUUUUACAAUGUCACUUUCCACUGGUUCAUGUCCUCUGAGACACAGGCAGUGUUAACGGGAAUCUGAUUAUUUAUCCAUAACGCUGCACCACACCACACACUGUAAAGUCAUAGAUAUUGGACUUGCUUUCUGAAUGUAUUAUAGAUUGCUUUAUGGAAUUGUUCCCACUGUAAUUUGCCCAAUUCUUAUGAGCCUUGUU
Molecule: messenger RNA, 1856 nt
Organism: Notothenia coriiceps (black rockcod)
Lineage: Eukaryota; Metazoa; Chordata; Actinopteri; Perciformes; Nototheniidae
Product: thrombomodulin-like
Exons: 2
Coding region: 186-1613 (475 amino acids)
Molecular function (GO): calcium ion binding
Source: RefSeq, a predicted model, not a curated record